AUGACGCUGCCGUCGCCGCGACUAGAUGGCAUCGCGAACGGCACCCCGCGUCGCGCCAGCCUGGACAGAACCAACCGUCAGAUCGUGUAUCCGACGGCGGAGGAGCGCUUGGACGAGCUGCGGAAACGGAUGGGGAAGGCGGACGGGGAUCCGUUGAAGAUCGUUGGGGUUGGCGCCGGCGCGUGGGGCUGCGUCUUCACGGCAAUGAUCCAGGAAACGUACGGCCAAUUCAAGGACAAGAUUGAUGUGCGAAUCUGGCGACGUGGCGGGCGAGCUUUGGACAAGGCGUUCGCACAGAAGUUGUUCAACGUGAUCAACGACAGGGAGGACAUCCUCCGCCGCUUGAUACGCAACUGCGCUUAUCUCAAAUACGUGGAGGGGCGGCUGGGGGAUAGAGUACUACUAGCUGAUGAGAUCCUGAGGGACGGUUUCUGUGUCAACCUAGCCGACAUGCCCCUGUGCCCUCUCAACACAGUAACCAAUCUGCAAGAAGCUGUGUGGGAUGCUGACGUCAUCAUCAACGGCCUACCGUCCACCGAGACCAGAUCCGUUUUCCGCCAGAUCGGGCUGUUCUGGCGGGAGAGACGGCGGCCGCCAGCUGUCAUCGUGUCAUUGGCCAAGGGCGUGGAGGCUGCUAUGGAGCCUGAGCCGCAUAUCGUGACACCGACGCUCAUGAUUCACCAAGAGACCGGCGUCCCUAUGGAGAACAUACUGUACCUCGGAGGCCCUAAUAUCGCAGCCGAGAUUUACAAUAAAGAGUACGCCAACGCGCGCCUGUGUGGCGCCGCCACGUGGCGCGUUCCCAUGGCAGCAUUCCUCCGCCAGCGCAACUUCGCAGUAUGGGACAACAGCGACCUAGUCACCCACGAGGUUAUGGGUGGUCUCAAGAAUGUCUACGCGAUCGGAGCGGGGAUUGUAGCCGGGUCGACUCGGGACAGCGCGACGUCUAAAUCGGUGUAUUUCGCGCAUAGCACGAGCGAAAUGAUCUUCGUUACACACUUGCUAACAAAAGAGCCAGAGCGGCUCGCCGGGCCGCUAUUGGCGGACACGUAUGUGACUCUAUUGAAGGGGCGGAACGCGUGGUAUGGGCAGCAGCUUGCGGAGGGAAAGCUGACGGCUGAGAUGGGCGAUAUGGUGGAAGGCAAGGGGCUGAUUCAGGGGGUGUCAGCAGUGGCAGCGUUUUACACGGUGCUGAGUGAACCAGCUUACAAGGUGCCUCACCCAGUAACCAACGACCUUGUGGCGCCCAUCGAGCUCUGCCCCAUCCUGCAGACGCUCUACCACAUCCUGCACGUGCGUGACCUACCAUGUGAAGCCAUCCUGGACACGCUAAGGGACGAGAACAUGUACGACCCGGCACAGCGCAUAGCUUCUGCUCCGGAGCGGUUCUAUGUGUCCAAGCUGCUGGAUCAGCACCCCAGCAGCAACGACUUGAGUGACGCUGCUCCCGAUGCGGGAGAGUCUGCGGGCAGAACAGGGCACAGAGGAAGAAAAGGGAGAAGUAUUAGGGAGGAGAAACGGGAAGGAGGCGGGAGGAGGCGAACCAGGGAGGAGGAGGAGGAGGAGGAGGAGGAGGAGGAGGAGGAGGAGGAGGAGGAGGAGGAGGAGGAGGAGGAGGAGGAGGAGGAGGAGGAGGAGGAGGAGGAGGAGGAGGAGGAGGAGGAGGAGGAGGAGGAGGAGGAGGAGGAGGAGGAGGAGGAGGAGGAGGAGGAGGAGGAGGAGGAGGAGGAGGAGGAGGAGGAGGAGGAGGAGGAGGAGGAGGAGGAGGAGGAGGAGGAGGAGGAGGAGGAGGAGGAGGAGGAGGAGGAGGAGGAGGAGGAGGAGGAGGAGGAGGAGGAGGAGGAGGAGGAGGAGGAGGAGGAGGAGGAGGAGGAGGAGGAGGAGGAGGAGGAGGAGGAGGAGGAGGAGGAGGAGGAGGAGGAGGAGGAGGAGGAGGAGGAGGAGGAGGAGGAGGAGGAGGAGGAGGAGGAGGAGGAGGAGGAGGAGGAGGAGGAGGAGGAGGAGGAGGAGGAGGAGGAGGAGGAGGAGGAGGAGGAGGAGGAGGAGGAGGAGGAGGAGGAGGAGGAGGAGGAGGAGGAGGAGGAGGAGGAGGAGGAGGAGGAGGAGGAGGAGGAGGAGGAGGAGGAGGAGGAGGAGGAGGAGGAGGAGGAGGAGGAGGAGGAGGAGGAGGAGGAGGAGGAGGAGGAGGAGGAGGAGGAGGAGGAGGAGGAGGAGGAGGAGGAGGAGGAGGAGGAGGAGGAGGAGGAGGAGGAGGAGGAGGAGGAGGAGGAGGAGGAGGAGGAGGAGGAGGAGGAGGAGGAGGAGGAGGAGGAGGAGGAGGAGGAGGAGGAGGAGGAGGAGGAGGAGGAGGAGGAGGAGGAGGAGGAGGAGGAGGAGGAGGAGGAGGAGGAGGAGGAGGAGGAGGAGGAGGAGGAGGAGGAGGAGGAGGAGGAGGAGGAGGAGGAGGAGGAGGAGGAGGAGGAGGAGGAGGAGGAGGAGGAGGAGGAGGAGGAGGAGGAGGAGGAGGAGGAGGAGGAGGAGGAGGAGGAGGAGGAGGAGGAGGAGGAGGAGGAGGAGGAGGAGGAGGAGGAGGAGGAGGAGGAGGAGGAGGAGGAGGAGGAGGAGGAGGAGGAGGAGGAGGAGGAGGAGGAGGAGGAGGAGGAGGAGGAGGAGGAGGAGGAGGAGGAGGAGGAGGAGGAGGAGGAGGAGGAGGAGGAGGAGGAGGAGGAGGAGGAGGAGGAGGAGGAGGAGGAGGAGGAGGAGGAGGAGGAGGAGGAGGAGGAGGAGGAGGAGGAGGAGGAGGAGGAGGAGAGACAUGAGAAAAGAGAAAGCCAAAAAGCACAUCAGCCUUCAGUUAUGUGUGCAAGCACACUACAAAUUGUUCUGGCAGUGCAGUAG
Messenger RNA from Closterium sp. Naga37s-1, 2877 nucleotides. Lineage: Eukaryota; Viridiplantae; Streptophyta; Zygnematophyceae; Desmidiales; Closteriaceae. The record is from the annotation of a GenBank genome assembly.